This is a messenger RNA of Diaporthe amygdali, 726 nucleotides long. RefSeq names its product glutathione s-transferase. The record is from RefSeq and is a predicted model, not a curated record. The transcript has a single exon. The coding region runs from base 1 to 726 and encodes 241 amino acids. NCBI's taxonomy places the organism in Eukaryota, Fungi, Ascomycota, Sordariomycetes, Diaporthales, Diaporthaceae.
AUGGCUGCCAACAAGAUCACGCUUUUCGACCUCGCCAGCAAGGAUGGCAAUAAGUGCUGGUCUCUCAACCCGUGGAAGGCACGCUUCGUCCUCAACUUCAAGGGCCUCGACUACGACACCGAGUUCGUCGAGUACCCGGAUCUCAAGCCACGCCUGGCCCCUCACUUCGACGCCCCGCUCGAGGCCUACACCAGCCCCACCAUCCGCUACACCGAUGGCAAGUAUAUCAUGGACUCCAAGGUCAUCGCCCAGACCAUCGAGAAGGACCACCCACAGCCACCUCUGCACCUCGAUUCGCCCUACCUCACCAAGCUCGAGGAGAUCCUGCCAAACCUCAUGCCCUCCCUGCGCGGCAACUACAUCCCUUUCAUCCCCAAGCGACUGCUCAACGAAGCCAGCGUCCCUUACUGGUAUCAGACUCGCGAGGCCAAGCUAGGUAUGAAGCUGGAUGAGCUGGAGGCGUCCGAGGCCGGAGACCCCAGCUGGUCCAAGGCUGAGCCCUUGCUCAAGCAAGUCACCGACGCCCUCAAGGAGAACCCCUACGGCCCCUUCUUUGCCGGCAAGACUGUCAGCUAUGCAGACUUUGUCUGGGCUGGCUUCUUGAUCUUCUGGCGACGCAUCGGGGAUGACAAGUUCAGCGAGAUUCUCAAGAGGACUGGCGACCCUGCCCUGCAUGAGGCAUUGCUGAAGGCUGUCGAGCCCUGGUCAGAGAGAAAUGACCACUGA